UCGAAAGUGAGAAACCCACGUUAUUUAUCCAUUAAUUACAGCCCCCAAAAAUCUUUUAUAAAAUGAGACCGGGUCCAUAAUCGAAAGAUUCGCUCAAGAAGACCACACCCUCACCAAAUCUCUAGCGAAUCCUUCAGAUUUCAAGAUCGAAAUAAUCCGGAUCCGAAUCGAUCUCUCUUCCCUUCUCGGGUCUCGCGACCUGCUGUGAUCUUUCACAUCCCCUCACCGUCUAUAAAAAAAAAUCACCAGCCCCGAUCGUUUUACUUCGUUACCUGCGGUGGGUGGUUGAGCUGAAUGGAUAUGUCUUCGGUGAGAGGAGGAGGUAGCCUUACCGGCGGAGAACCGAACGGGGAUGUGCACGUCUUGGCCGUGGAUGAUAGCUCGGUUGAUCGCGCGGUGAUCGUACACAUCCUCCGUAGCUCUAAAUAUCGAGUGACGGCGGUGGAUAGUGGGAAGAGAGCCUUAGAAAUGCUGAGCACGGAGCCGAAUGUAAACAUGAUCAUCACGGAUUAUUUUAUGCCGGAGAUGACCGGGUUCGAGCUGCUUAAGAAAAUCAAGGGAUCGUCGCUGCUGAAGCAAAUCCCUGUUGUCGUCAUGUCGUCUGAGAACAUUCCCCACAAUAUCCACAGAUGUUUGGAGGAAGGAGCAGAGGAUUUCUUGCUUAAGCCGGUUCGACCGUCCGACGUGUCGCAGUUGUGUAGCCGCGUGCUACGAUGAGGACCGUCCAAUGUGUCUGCGGUUGUGUAGUCGCGGUGCGAUGAGAACCGUCCGGUCUUCACUUUGUUUAAAGAGGAAAAAAAAAAAAGAAAGAAAAUAGUUUGAACUUUUUGUAUCCCGACAAUUUUGUCCUUGGAAAAAAGUAGAUUAAUUAUAUAGGCUUGGUGAAAAGUAGAUUAAUUAUAGUAGGUUCGAU
Messenger RNA from Asparagus officinalis (garden asparagus), 913 nucleotides. Its product is annotated as two-component response regulator ORR5-like. The coding region runs from base 295 to 717 and encodes 140 amino acids. Lineage: Eukaryota; Viridiplantae; Streptophyta; Magnoliopsida; Asparagales; Asparagaceae. The transcript has 5 exons. Gene Ontology annotation, biological process: phosphorelay signal transduction system; cytokinin-activated signaling pathway. The record is from RefSeq and is a predicted model, not a curated record.